AUGCCUCAAGCCACAGGGCUAAACGUGAUCGCCCUAAUAUCAGGCGGAAAAGACUCCCUCUACUCAAUCCUCCACUGCAUCCGAAACGGCCACAAAGUAGUAGCCCUAGCAAACCUCUACCCAGAACCGUCCCCCUCCAGCCAAAAUGACGAAGAAGACGAAGACAUCGACAGCUUCAUGUACCAAACAAUUGGUCACAGCAUAAUCCCACUAUACGAAGAAGCUCUCGGCAUCCCUUUAUACAGACAAGCCAUAAAAGGCAACGCAGUCGACACAUCCCGUAUCUACAAAAACACCACCACCAACACAAACGACCCCGACGAAACCGACGAAACCGAAUCCCUCGUCCCACUCCUAACACGCAUCCAACAAGCCCACCCAGAAGCAAACGCCGUCUCAGCAGGCGCAAUCCUAUCAACAUACCAGCGCACCCGCAUCGAGAAUAUCGCCGGCCGACUAGGUCUCACCCCCCUAGCCUGGCUAUGGAUGUAUCCCUCGCUACCGGCGCCAGGGGCGCGACUUGCCGAUUCGCUGGCUGUGGCACAGGCUGGGUUAUUGGAGGAUAUGGCAGCUGUCGGAUGUGAUGCGCGGAUUAUCAAAGUUGCGUCGGGGGGAUUGGAUGAGGGGUUUCUUUGGGAGGAUGUUUCGGGACCUGGGAAUGCUGGGAGGAUGUUGAGGAGGAGGGUUGCGAAGGCUAUGGGGAGGUUUGCUGCGGGUGAGGAUGUGAGAGGUGCUGUUCUGGGUGAGGGUGGGGAGUAUGAGACUCUUGCGCUGGAUGGGCCUGGUUUCUUGUGGAAGGGGAGAAUUGGGGUUGAGGGGGUUGAGGUUAGGGUUGGGGAGGGGGGCGUUGCUUUUGUUAGGAUUAUUGGAGCCAGGUGUUUGGGGAAGGAAGGGGAUGGGGUGAGGCCUGAGGAUGUUAGGAGGCCUGGGUUGUUAGAUGAGGGCUUUGUUGCUGCUUUGGAGAGGGAGAGGGAGGUUGGUGAGAAUGAGGCUUCUGUGGGUGAUUUGAUGGUUGGGACGAGUGCUUCGUCUCCUGAGUGGACUGUUUGUGAACCUGUGCACCGGCAGUCUGGUUCGUCGUGGACUAUUUCGAAUAUCGUUGCACCUGAGGCUGGUCCUGGGGCAGGAGAGCAGAUGAAGGGUAUUGCGGACAAGGUUGAGCAAGCGUUGAAGACUUUCUCUCACGCCGAGUCCGGCCUACGAUCAACAGAUGACAUUGUCUUUGCUACGGUGCUGCUCGACUCAAUGGCCGACUUCGGUUCCAUGAAUGAUGUCUACGUGUCGCUCUUCAAGAAGCCUAACCCUCCUGCACGAGUCACAGUCGCCUGCGGAGAUCGAAUGCCAUCCAAUGUCAAGGUGAUGGUCUCAUUUAUGGUUGACUUGGGUGCGAGAGACCUGCGCCAGGGUCUGCACGUUCAAUCACGAUCAUACUGGGCACCGGCAAACAUUGGACCAUAUUCACAAGCCAUGUCUGUUUCACUGCAGAACAACAGCAGACUGGUACAUAUUGCUGGCCAGAUUCCUCUGGACCCUGCUUCUAUGGAGCUGGCGCAGCAGGAACAGUCACCAUUUGAAAACUACCGUCUACGAGCUGUGCUAGCUCUGCAGCACCUCUGGAGGAUCGGUGAAGCCAUGCAGGUGGACUGGUGGCUUGGCGCGGUAGCAUUUUUGGCUCGAGGAAAACAGGCCGAUGCUCAAGCUCAAGUGGCAUGGCGCCUCUGGGAAAAGAUGCAUGCUUUACCUAACAACGAAGACGAGGAUGACGACGAGGGACCCCAGCUGGAUGCAUGGGACAUGAAAUAUGGACGUCGCACGGAGGAAGUGACUUCUGAUGCUACCGCACUGGCUUUGCCCAAGUUCACUGUUCUCAAUUCCGAGUCUGCCACAUCCAUCCCACCCUUCUUGGCUGUUCAGGUCGAGGAACUCCCACGAGGAAGUGACAUUGAAUGGCAAGGACUGGGUGGUCGAUGUGAGCAGGUCAAGUUGGGUAUUGCGGAAGGGCCGGCUUACACCACCACCAUGGACGGCCAAUACACCUAUAUUACUAUCGAGGUCGAGGUUGGAUUGUCUGAUGAUGCAUGUGAGAAACGCUUGGAUCCGGUCAUAAAGACCCACUGCCAAAACCCUAGCCUGUGUCAGGCCGUGUUGUACACAACCUAUUCGUUGCCCGAAGCUUGGCCAGGACAGGUUGUCCCAUGCAGAUCGGUUUGGGGACGAGGAGGGCGAAGAUUGGGCGCAGGCGUGGUCUUGCAACAAUUACAUUAG
Messenger RNA from Penicillium arizonense, 2265 nucleotides. Its product is annotated as diphthine--ammonia ligase family protein. The record is from RefSeq and is a predicted model, not a curated record. Gene Ontology annotation, molecular function: diphthine-ammonia ligase activity. NCBI's taxonomy places the organism in Eukaryota, Fungi, Ascomycota, Eurotiomycetes, Eurotiales, Aspergillaceae. Gene Ontology annotation, biological process: protein histidyl modification to diphthamide. Bases 1 to 2265 code for a protein of 754 amino acids. The transcript has a single exon.